UGAAACAGAGAGAGAAUUCUUUUUAUUUGGCGGCGGAAUAAAAAAGAAUUACAGAAGCAAAAAUAGUUGUAUAUCUAUGAAGCUUAAACCUCGUUCUCGGUCUUAAAAAGAAACAUCUGUGUCUUUCUUUCUCUCUGCCUCUCUGUUUUUUUCUCUAUCUACAGAGUUUUCUUUCCCUCUUAAGUAAGGAAAACGAUAUUUUUUAAAUUUCUAGGUUUAUAAGCUUUAAGUAGUUUCAGAGGAGGAAUAAAAUCAGAGGGGUUUUUUUAUGUGUACCAUAAAAGUGGCAAAUCAAGAAGGAAACGUUGGUAAGAAAGCCGAGCCUACCACUCGAGAAGAUGAUCAUGGGACGUUAUCAGACAUCGACCAAUGGCUAUACUUAUUCGCGGAAGACGACAACCUCCACCGUGAUAACGCUUUCACGCCUCCCUACUCCUCGUCUUCUCUUAUGACGAGCUAUAACAGUGAGAUGGAGAUGUCUGCAAUCGUCUCUGCUUUGACACAUGUAGUCGCUGGAAAUGUUACUACUCAUCAAUACGGUGACGGUAGCGGUGGCGGUGGAGAAGGGAAUUCGAAUUCCUCUUCCUCCUCCGUACAAAAAAGGAGGAGAGAGGUGGAGGAAGAUGGCGGUGGCGGGAAAGCAGUCGAGGCAGCUAAUACUUUGACGGUUGAUCAAUAUUUCUCCAGCGGCAGUUCUACUUCUAAAGUGAGAGAAGCUUCGAGCAACAUGUCAGGGGGUUCAGGUCCAACGUAUGAAUACACUACUACAGAAAAUGGUACUACCGAAACGUCGUCGUCUAGUGGGGACCAACCUCGAAGAAGAUACAGGGGUGUGAGACAAAGACCGUGGGGGAAAUGGGCGGCAGAGAUUCGAGAUCCGUUCAAAGCGGCUAGAGUUUGGCUCGGUACGUUCGACAAUGCUGAGUCAGCUGCAAGAGCUUACGACGAAGCUGCUCUUCGUUUUAGAGGCAACAAAGCCAAACUCAACUUCCCUGAAAACGUUAAACUCGUUCGACCCGCUGCAACACAAUCUGUGCCACAAACCGCUGUUCAGAGACCAACUCAUUUAAGGAACUCGGGUUCUACAAGUACCAUUUUGCCCAUAAGACCUGCUUCGGAGCAAAUCGUUCAUUCUCAGCUGUUAAUGCAACCGUACAGCAUGAGUUACUCAGAGAUGGCUCGUCAACAACAACAGUUUCAGCAUCAUCAUCAACAACAAUCUAUGGAUUUAUAUGAUCAAUUGUCAUUUUCGUUGCCUUUUGGUCACACCGGAGACUCAACAAUGCUAUCCACAUCAUCAUCGUCAUCUCAUUCUCGUCCUCUGUUUUCUCCAGCAGCAGUUCAACAACCGCCGGAAUCAGCUAGUGAAACCGGUUAUUUCAAGGAGUUAAAAUGGUCACAAGACAAGACAAACAAUAAUAACUAUAAUAAUAGUCCAUCCUCCUAAUGGAAUUGCUUCAUUUCUUAUUUUUCUUUUUACUAUAAAUAAGUUAGCGUUUAGGUUUUUAUGGCUUGCUUGCUUUAUUAUUUUUUUAUGGCUUUCUUAUUUGCAUGUUUGUUUUCAAUAUUUUAUCAUAUUUUGGGAUAAUAUUAAGUUGUAAAAAAUGAAAAAUAUAAUAGUGAGAAAACAACUAAAAGACGAAGAGUUUUGUUUACUUUU
Messenger RNA from Brassica napus (rape), 1660 nucleotides. RefSeq names its product ethylene-responsive transcription factor ABR1. Lineage: Eukaryota; Viridiplantae; Streptophyta; Magnoliopsida; Brassicales; Brassicaceae. Gene Ontology annotation, biological process: regulation of DNA-templated transcription; ethylene-activated signaling pathway. Gene Ontology annotation, molecular function: DNA binding; DNA-binding transcription factor activity. The coding region runs from base 269 to 1447 and encodes 392 amino acids. The record is from RefSeq and is a predicted model, not a curated record. The transcript is spliced from 2 exons.